UAUGCUACUGCGCGUACAACAAUACUCGAUCAUUACAGAAUAAAGUAGGCGAACGGGGAGAUUCUCCGAGAGGGAUUUUUCAACUGUAUUCCCACUGACAGACAGUUCAUCUUCAUACUCAUGUACUGCAGCUACCACUAGCCAUAUCCGUUCCUUCCCUAGAGCUAUAUAUACCCACGGAUUGUAGCGAGCCUUCACUCCAAAUCCAGAGGCACCAAAGAAGAACAGCAGAGAAGAAAAAUUUGCUGCUUCUGCUCCUUCUCUUCUUCUGCUACUUCGUUCAUAAAGGCACUGAUCGCAAUGGAGAACAAACCGCCCUCCUCAUGCGUCAGCCCAGCACCCACAUCCACCAUGUCCGCCGGCGAGAGCAGCUGGGCGAUGCACAUCGCAAACUUCCUGGCAACACCACAGGACAGGGAGAUGGAUCAACAAGCAGCAGUCUCUGGCGGUAGCUUCUCCUCCGGCUUCUCUUCUUCCUUCGAUUCCUUCGACGAUGAUGUCUCCUUCAUCACGUCCGAGCUGAUGUGCGAUGACGACGAAGAGGAAGAUGAGUCUCUACAGGACACUGCCUGUUCCUCUGCAGCUGGCCAAAAGGUAGCUACCAUGGUAAAUUUUGAUAUCAAGGCAAUGUCAACCAUGGAUGCAAAAGAGUUCAGCAUGCCCCACCUGGCCAAGUACUUGGAAGCAGUGGGUUCGCAACAGCAGGUGAUGAAAGUAGAUCAACAACUGAUCAAUAGUUAUAGUAACAAUGAGAAGGCACUGUAUGAGAGCAAUGAGCUAAGGAAGAGAGGGCUUUGCUUGGCCCCUAUCUCCAUGUUGAUAAACUAUCUCGGAUGAUUACAGUUCAUGUACUACCAGUAUUCAAUGUAAUUGUAUACUCCAAUUAUAUUAUAGUUCAUACAUCGCGCUCUUCUGUCA
Messenger RNA from Panicum virgatum (switchgrass), 918 nucleotides. RefSeq lists its product as uncharacterized. The record is from RefSeq and is a predicted model, not a curated record. Gene Ontology annotation, biological process: xylem development. Lineage: Eukaryota; Viridiplantae; Streptophyta; Magnoliopsida; Poales; Poaceae. The transcript has 3 exons. The coding region runs from base 301 to 837 and encodes 178 amino acids.